Dovyalis caffra is the source of this 876-nucleotide messenger RNA. Lineage: Eukaryota; Viridiplantae; Streptophyta; Magnoliopsida; Malpighiales; Salicaceae. The record is from the annotation of a GenBank genome assembly.
AUGGUUGCCUUUCAUUGUAUUCAAGCUCUAAGGUUCCCAUCAAGAACCCAUGUUUCCUUUCCUAUUGGUGAUUACAAUAGAGAUAGUGUUAUCAUGAAGAAGCAAAGGGGUCAUCUAGUUUUUGCUUCUGCUGACAAAAAAUCUGAUAAAGAACUCUAUCUUCAGUCAAAGGUUGAGACAUUGUUGGACAGUAUAAAAUGGGACGAAAAAGGUUUGGCGGUGGGAAUAGCUCAAAAUAUUGACACAGGAGCAAUAUUAAUGCAAGGCUUUGUGAACAGCGAUGCACUAGCCACAACAAUUUCCUCUCAGAAGGCAACAUUUUACAGUAGGUCACGUUCAGCACUUUGGACAAAAGGAGAAACGUCAAAAAAUUUCAUCAAUGUUCAUGACAUCUUUCUUGAUUGUGACCGGGACUCUAUAAUUUACCUUGGGAAGCCGGAUGGACCUACCUGUCACACAGGGUCAGAAACAUGUUAUUACACAUCAGCUCUUGACUUCUUAGAAAAUAAACAGGUUGAGGGAACUAAGUUGGCAUCUACAACUUUGUACUCAUUGGAAAACACCAUUACCCAGCGCAAUGCUAAAUUAGCAUUGCCACAAACUGGAAAACCCUCUUGGACUAAACGAUUACUACUCGAUCACGACUUACUCUGCUCAAAAAUCAGGGAAGAGGCAGAUGAAUUAUGCCGAACACUAGAGGAGAAUGAGGACAACACACGUACUGUCUCUGAGAUGGGGGAUGUACUUUAUCAUGCAAUGGUUCUAAUGGCCGUUAAAGGUGUAAAAUUAGAAGAGGUGCUAGAAGUUCUACGGAAGAGAUUUUUUCAGUCAGGUAUCGAGGAAAAGAGAAGUCGAAGUCGCGGGCAGGCAAACUAG